AUGCAACAGAAGUUAUGCACACGCAGUACUUCCCUGUUUGUGGAAAAUGGUAAGGCAUGUGGUGCAGGGGCACCCCUCCAGCUCCCCUUCCGAUGCCCCCGGUGUGGGGAACAAAAACGCUUCAACAGCUUGGCCUCACUGAGAGCACACCUGGAGUACAGCCACACCUACCACACUAGACUUGACCUCAGCCUCCCAAACACAAGAGGGCACUCUCACAUUGAUAUCACUCUGCCAGGAGAACAAAGUGCUCAUGACACAGGGUUGGACAAAAGUGCUGAUGGUAAGAAUCAAACAACAAGAGAUGCAGGCACAGACACAAACACUACAGAGAAAGGUGAAGGCAAGCUUAAAUCAAGUAUCAGUGCUGACCCUGACCCCUGUCCAGCCCAACCACCAGAUCCAAGCCCAGGCCAGAGUGGUCUGUCUCCACAGAGUAACUGUCGUGGUGUGGAGGUCAGGGCAGGUGUAGGGCCAUGCUGUGCUCCAGUGACUAUGGUAGGGCAGAGGCUGGAGGGGAUGCUUCGAGUAGCAGAUAGCAGCAUGGAGCGGCGUCUGCUUAGGCUGAGCUCUGAGCUUGCCCAGACGGACACAGCGCUCCUGUGUGAACGUGCUCACUCCCACCACCUGGCUCGGGAGAAGCAGGAGAUGUUGGAGCGUGAACAAGCCCUGAGCAAGCAGGUGGACUCGGCUGUUAUGGUGAUUGCCACGCUGCGACAACAGCUCAGCAUGUCAGAACAUGAGCUCGAGAGGAAGGAACAGGAGGUUAUUUCCAUCCAGAAUUUUCUGGAAGUUGCAGCCCAGCAUGAGAUGUGCGGGAAGGUUCGUUUACGGCACUUUAUAGAGAACCUCCUUAGGCGCAUCGCCUUGGCUGAGAGGCUCCUGGAAUAUUAUCGUACUGCUCCCCAUAGGCAACAUUGUCCAGCACAUCCUGUCUCACCUCCAGCUGACCAUGGCUCCCAUAGAAUAACCAAAAGCAGGUAA
Chanos chanos (milkfish) is the source of this 984-nucleotide messenger RNA. It is a transcript of the gene znf365, whose product is annotated as zinc finger protein 365. Gene Ontology annotation, biological process: regulation of double-strand break repair via homologous recombination; regulation of neuron projection development; regulation of DNA strand resection involved in replication fork processing. NCBI's taxonomy places the organism in Eukaryota, Metazoa, Chordata, Actinopteri, Gonorynchiformes, Chanidae. The record is from RefSeq and is a predicted model, not a curated record. Bases 1 to 984 code for a protein of 327 amino acids. The transcript has 3 exons.